Molecule: messenger RNA, 1660 nt
Organism: Theobroma umbraticum
Lineage: Eukaryota; Viridiplantae; Streptophyta; Magnoliopsida; Malvales; Malvaceae
Product: Transducin/WD40 repeat-like superfamily protein
Cellular component (GO): nuclear pore outer ring
Molecular function (GO): protein binding
Source: RefSeq, a predicted model, not a curated record
UGCUGGCAAAUGUCACUUUAAAUCAAAUUCGACCCGACCUAAAGCCCUUGCCUUCCCUCCUUCCACCCAAAACCCCUUCCUCCAAAACACUCACCAUUUCCCCUUCCUUGUAAAAUUACAACCCCCCUUCCCCCUUUUAAAACCCCUUAAAAUUCUUGAAACAAUGGGCAUUGCAGGACGAAACCCCUCACAAGUCCAUAGAAUCCCGCAAUCUAAGUACAUUGACGCCGUCCGCUGGCUCCCGCCGGUUUCCGCCUUCGACAGAUUCGCAGCCAUUGCGUAUUUCGACACGGAUUCCAACUCUCCCUCUAUCGAAAUCCACUGUCUGAACUCGAGCGUACAAAACCCAUCUCCAACCUUAAUCCCUCAAUCAUCAUGGACUCCACCUUCCCGCAUUUCAUCCCUCAGGACCGCCCAAUCCACCCCCCAACCCAUCCUCGCUGCCGCUACUUUCUCGGGCUCGCUUCACAUUUUGGUCUCCGAUUUGAUAAAGGGAGCGGUGAUCGAAUCUGAGGCGUCGAUUUCCGACGAGUUUCAUAUAGGGCAUGUGGCGGCCGUGGAUUUGAGGGAGAGUGGGAGUGAGUGCGUGAGUGUUGGGGAAGAUGGGGUUAAUUUGGUGAGUGUCGUUGGGAAUUCUUCGAAGCUGAGUUACCGAAGAAUUUUCGACGCGAAUGGGCUAGUGGGUUAUACAGCGGUUAGGUCGUCCCCGAGUGAGUUUGUGACUGGUGGGUUUGGCUUUGGUUUACAGUGGGAUCAGAGGAGGUCUGGUGGACCUGUUUCACAGUUUAAGGGGAACUGGUGUCAAGGAAAAACAUCUGGAAUUGUACACUCGAUUGAUAUUCAUCCAUCACGGAAGCACACUUGUCUGGCAGGAGGCUCGUCAGGGACUGUAUUUGCUUGGGAUCUUCGUGCACAACAACAGCCUAUUGUUCUUUCUGGUGGAGGGACAGGUCAGACUGUCCUGCCUUUGCUAUCUGAAAGUGAGGUUUGGGAAGUUCAGUAUGACCGCUACACAAGGUCUUCGAACAUUAACAACAUCUCCUCCACACGAAUUCUACCUGUUAUGAUCUGUUCAGAAGAUGGCAUUCUUGCCGUUAUAGAACAAGGUGAAGAACCUGUUGAGCUGUUAGCGGAACCCUGUGCCAUCAAUAGCUUUGACAUUGACCAGCAGAACCCCUCGGAUGUUAUAUGUAGCUUGGAGUGGGAAUCUAUAGCCAUAUUGACAAGGUCGUAAUAUUAAGAAAUAGACACAAAAGACAGGAAAGAGACAAUGUUAGCAUAGAAUUUAUCAAUGCUUUCUGUGAGCUGUAACAUGAGGCGACUGAAUUUCAUCCCGUCAUUCUUCACCUUUGUGGGAGUGGAACAACUAAGGUUUUUGGUUCGCAAAGUUGACAUGCUGUGAAUGUAACACCCAGAAACUGGAAUGGGCUGUUGUUUUCUUUUGGCCUGCACAAUGCAGAUGAUGUACUCUGAAGUUAUUUGUGUUCAAUAUAACCAUGCAACAAGUGAGGGUGAUUUGUCUUAAUAGAUGUGUAAGGAAGAAAGCUCAAUCGCCCAUUUAAUGGGUUGAUGCAGACAAAACCCGAACCAAGGGUAUUGCUCUCAACUAUGUUCUCAAGAUUGAUGUCUAUAAUUAUAAAAAAUCCCAUGCCUUCAAUAA